Molecule: messenger RNA, 2049 nt
Organism: Naegleria fowleri
Lineage: Eukaryota; Heterolobosea; Eutetramitea; Acrasida; Naegleriidae
Exons: 5
Coding region: 1-2049 (682 amino acids)
Biological process (GO): fatty acid biosynthetic process; acyl-CoA metabolic process
Molecular function (GO): fatty acid ligase activity; fatty-acyl-CoA synthase activity
Source: RefSeq, a predicted model, not a curated record
AUGAUCAAAUCCAUUAUUCCGAGUACUCAAAAUUACUCGAGUUCUUCUCUUUCAUCGGUCGCUGUUGCUUCUUUAUUCUCUUCCUCAUUGGCCAGAGCAACCCAAUCCUCAUCAUCAUGGAACAACUACUCCUCAUCAUCAUUCUUACAUCUUUCGAGUAGUAGUAGUAGUAGUAGUACUACACAUACACGUAAGAAUAAUUACUUUUUGGUGGAUCCAACAAGAAGUAGUAGUAAUUUGAAUGAUUUAUCCUGCAAGAAGAAAUUCAGUUACCAUAUAUCGAAAUCAUUCAAGAGUAGUGCCUCUCUUCAACAACAACAACAACAACACUCCAUGGAAGAGUAUUUUCAUUUGGGUCACAUUUUGUGUGAUCAACAUAUUAAGGCCAAUGAAGAUUCCAUAGCUCUUAAUUAUUUCACAGAACAUGGAAAAUUUCAAUACACGUAUCAACAACUCAGCGAGUGGAGUAUGAAAUUUGGAGAGUUUUUAAAGUCCUUAAAAUUGAAACGACAAGAACGAGUGGCAGUCUUUCUUCCCAAAUGCCCUGAACAAAUGAUUGCUGGUCUCGCCAUUUGGAGAAAUGCAUUCACCUAUGUUCCAUUGUUUACUGCUUUCGGACCUGAUGCUGUGAAACAUCGUGUGUUUGAUUCAGAGGCUCGUAUCAUUAUUACCGAUGAGAACAAUGUUGUGAAAUUGGAACCAAUUUGGAAUGAAUUGAGAGAACGUGGAGUUAAGGUCAUUGUGGCUGAGAGAGGUGUUACUGAAGCUCAUUCGUUUCAUCACGAAGGAGAAUAUUCACUUCCUACUUCAUUGAAUAGAGCAAAUCCUGAAGAAAUUAAAUUUUGGAAAGAUGGAAUUCUUUCUUCCAGUUUUGAUAUUACAAGACAUGACGACUCGUAUCGUGUGAAAAGCGGAGAAGGAAUGAGAGCUGAAGAUAUCAUGGUUUUGUUGUAUACUUCAGGAACUACUGGAAAGAUACCUGUGACGACCAAGAGUUUAGGGGCCUUCGAGACUUACAUGAAAUACGGUCUUCAUGUGGAAGAAGAUGACGUAUUUUUAAAUUUGGCAGAUAGCGGAUGGGCCUAUGGUUUAUACUACAAUGUUCUUGGAGUUCAAUUACUUGGAAAACCCACUUAUUUUGUUCAUCGACCUUUCAAACCAAGUACUGUUUAUGAAAUUUUACAAAAUGAAAAGAUUACCAAUUUUGCAGCCGCACCCACUGCAUAUAGAGCCAUGAAAGCAGAAGGACUCGACCUUGCUCGUCAAUAUAAAUUUUACAUUAAGAAGGCAAGCUCUGCUGGAGAACCAUUGAAUCCGGAAGUUGUGAGAUUUUUCGAAGAAAUUUGGAAUACUCGUAUUCAAAGUCAUUAUGGACAGACUGAACAUGGAAUGUUGAUCAAUAAUCAUCAUCACCCAGAAUAUGCUACUAAGAAUAUAUCUGAAACUACUACUAUUGGAACUCCAAUGCCAGGGUUUACAUUGACAUUAUUAGAUGAUGCAUUUAAGGAAAUUACUGAGCCAUAUGUCACUGGCCAUUUAGUGAUUGACAUUAAUAAUUCACCUUCAAGAUUUUUCACAGGAUAUUGGAAUCAACCAGAAAAAACAAGAGAAAAGAUGGUUCAAUCUCCAUCCUAUCCAGAUGGAAGAUAUUUCGAAAUGACAGGUGACACCGCGUAUAGAGACCAAAAUGGACACUAUUUCUUUAGUGGAAGAAGUGACGACAUUAUCACUUCAUGUGGUUAUAGAAUUGGCCCUAAAGAAGUGGAGGAUUGUCUUAUUGAGCACCCCGGUGUGCGAGAAAGUGGGGUAGUUGGAAAGCAGGACGAAUUAAGAGGAGAAAUGGUUGUUGCUUUCGUUGUGUUGAGACCUGGCUUCACUCCUAGCAAGGAAUUAGAGGCGGAAUUGUGUGAAUUUGUCAAGAAGAAACUCUCUGCUCAUCAAUAUCCAAGAGAGAUUUAUUUCGAAGAGCAAUUACCAACUACAGAGGCAGGUAAAAUCAGAAGAAAUGUUUUACGUGAGAAAGCAAAUCAAAAUGUUGCCAAGAAAUAA